Molecule: messenger RNA, 876 nt
Organism: Coccomyxa subellipsoidea C-169
Lineage: Eukaryota; Viridiplantae; Chlorophyta; Trebouxiophyceae; Coccomyxaceae
Product: DUF143-domain-containing protein
Exons: 6
Coding region: 132-683 (183 amino acids)
Biological process (GO): negative regulation of translation; negative regulation of ribosome biogenesis
Molecular function (GO): ribosomal large subunit binding
Source: RefSeq, a predicted model, not a curated record
AGCUUGUGCCAGAAGACCUUUAAUAAUAGAUUUAAGCAGCUAUCAUCAUGCAGACCUCUUCUUUGCAGUGCACGCACAGCGAGCUGGUUUCAACACCUAGCCGCAGUGUUCGUAUUCUUCCCUCGGCAUUCAUGCCUCGCAAGGCUUGCAGCUCUGGAAGACCGAAAGUUCUGGCUCGGGUUGCACAACCGUCAGUGGGGAACGCCCAAGCCUUGGAGAGCGCGGUGCUUCAGCAGAGGGAACAGAACAGCGCAGAGGUGGAUGAGCAAGCAAAAAGCAAUGCCUCCACAAGCGGCACUGAUGGAGAAGAUCUGGCUGUUGAGCUCGCAAAGAUAGCAAAUGAUGUGAAGGGAGAAGAGAUUUCAGUGCUUCACGUGGCCCCCUUGGUCUACUGGACAUCCUAUCUUGUGCUUGUGACUGUGAAUUCCAGGCCGCAGCUGCAGGCCGUCAUUGCCAGGAUGGAACGCAGAGCCAAGGAGCUGGAUAGAGAGUCGAGCUUUGUGUCACGUGGAAGGAGUGCUUGGGAGGUGCUGGACUUUGGGGAUGUGGUCGUGCACAUUUUUACUCCGGACCAGCGCGAGUACUAUGAUCUUGAAAGCUUUUACGGCGCAGCCGAGGAAGUUUCACUGCCAUUCAUUUCAGAGCAGCGUUCAAGCCCUGACUGGGCAAGCCAGCUGCGCUAGAUCUGUUUCACAAUGGAUGAUGUUUGGACAACCCUGUGGGAAUGCAGGAACUUCUAGAAUCAAGAUCUUGAAGGCAAUCGUCUUUUUGCAUGACCAGGCCAACGCAUGACUGUAGUCUGCAUUUGUUUUGUGGAUGGGCAUCCUCUAGAAUUUGAGAACAGAAACAACACUAACACUGAUAAAAAAAUUAUGG